Molecule: messenger RNA, 1745 nt
Organism: Cajanus cajan (pigeon pea)
Lineage: Eukaryota; Viridiplantae; Streptophyta; Magnoliopsida; Fabales; Fabaceae
Product: zeatin O-glucosyltransferase
Molecular function (GO): UDP-glycosyltransferase activity
Source: RefSeq, a predicted model, not a curated record
CUUGCCAAAUCUUGUGCCAAAGUUCAAUCCUAGCUUCUAGCUUCCUAAGUUUCCUAAUGGCUUCGAAUGGCAAAAGCCAAAGUUACAACACCCUUGAGCAUCAAACCCAAGUGGUGGUGGUUAUGAUACCUUUUCCCGCACAAGGCCAUCUCAAUCAACUUAUGCACCUCUCACGCCUAAUCUUGUCACACAACAUACCAGUUCAUUAUGUUGGCACUGUCACACACAUUCGUCAGGCCACAUUUCGAGACAACAACUCUAUUUCAAACAUUCAAUUCCAUGACUUUGAAGUUCCAUUUGUUUCCCCUCCUCCCAACCCCAACAAUACAGAAACCAAUUUCCCAUCUCAUCUACAUCCUUCCGUUGAGGCCUCUUUACAUCUUCGGGAGCCUGUGAGGAAACUUCUUGAAUCCCUCUCAUUUCAAUCCAAAAGGGUCAUAGUCAUCCAUGACUCCCUCAUGGCAUCAGUGGCACAAGAUGCCACAAACAUGCCAAAUAUUGAGAAUUACACUUUUCACAGCACAUGUGCCUUUGCCAACUUCAUUUACUUUUGGGAGGAAAUGGGAAAGCCUUCAUUUGAAGGCUUGCAUGUCCCAGAAAACCCUUCUCUUGAAGGAUGCUUCCCAAUUGAAUUCAUGGACUUCCUUACUUCAGAAUUUGGAUUCCUCAAAUUCAAUGAUGGCAACAUCUACAACACAAGUAGGGCGAUUGAAGGUUCUUACAUUGAGUUGUUGGAGCGUAUUAGUGGUGGCAAGAAGGUUUGGGCACUAGGGCCAUUCAACCCUUUAGCCAUUGAGAAGAAAGAUUCGAAAGGAAGACACUCAUGCAUGGAGUGGCUUGAUAAACAAGAGCCAAACUCAGUCAUAUAUGUGUCUUUUGGGACUACAACUACUUUGACAGAGGAACAAAUAGAACAAAUUGCAAUUGGGUUGGAACAAAGCAAGUGGAAGUUCAUCUGGGUGCUAAGAGAUGCUGAUAAAGGAGACAUCUUUGAUGCAAAUGAAGAAAAAAGGCAUGAUCUUCCAAAUAGGUUUAAGGAGAGAGUUAAAGGGAUAGGACUUGUUGUGACAGAUUGGGCACCUCAAUUGGAAAUUCUGAGCCACACUUCAACAGGAGGGUUUAUGAGUCAUUGUGGAUGGAACUCAUGCUUAGAGAGCAUAACAAUGGGAGUGCCAAUAGCAGCAUGGCCUAUGCACUCUGACCAGCCAAGAAACACCGUUUUCAUGACUGAGGUGCUCAAGGUUGGUUUGGUUGUGAAGGAUUGGGCACAAAGGAACGUGUUGGUUAGUGCUUUGGUUGUUGAGAAUGCUGUCAGAAAGUUAAUGGAAACAAAGGAAAGUGAUGAGAUGCGAGAGAGAGCGUUGAGGCUUAAAAAUGCCAUUCACAGAUCCAUGGAUGAAGGUGGAAUUUCUCACGUGGAAAUGAAAUCUUUCAUUGCUCAUAUCACUAGAUAAUCCUAUCAAUUUAUGUGAAUGUGGUUCCCGGUUGAAGAUAGCAAAAUUUAACAGUUCAUGACGUUAAUGCAGAAUACGUUUGGCAUAAAAAAAAUACACAUAAUAUGUUUGUUUCUCGAGGCGUUAUCUGGCAAAGUUUCUGGGAUAAUUAUCUAUGUUAAGCCUUUUAAUUUUCCGAAUUCUUAUCUUUACAUUUCAGAACAAUCCUUCUAUGAUGUCAAUAUACUUGCAUCGACAUGCAAAUUGGAGUUAUGAAUUUAUCUAUAUAAUGCAAGACAUUGUUUUACGUUU